Misgurnus anguillicaudatus (oriental weatherfish) is the source of this 663-nucleotide messenger RNA. Lineage: Eukaryota; Metazoa; Chordata; Actinopteri; Cypriniformes; Cobitidae. The record is from RefSeq and is a predicted model, not a curated record.
AUGGGUGCCCUGCCACUCAACUGCUCCGUGGCUUCAGUGACUAAUACCCGGGUCCGUCCACCAGCACCGUGCUGGUCAGUCAAAUGGGUUUGCGCCUUAUGGGUCGUUGCAACAGUUGCCACCGCUCCAACAUGGCGGGAGAAACUCUGUUUGCUUAUUGUUUGUUAUCAUAUUCAAAAAAUCCUGGUUGCUUUUGAUCUUCCCAUGCUGAUUAUUUCAGUGUCCUAUCUAAUGCUGCUGAAAUUUUUGGGCAAGAGAAGUCUAAACAAACCAAAACGCAGGGUUCGUGUCAACAAAUCCAUCACAAUUGUGGUGCUCUCGUUUUUUCUCUGUUGGAUGCCGAACCAUCCGAUUACAUUUUGGGGUGUGUUGGUGAAACUAAAAAACGUCAUUUACUGGGAUGAGCCAUAUUAUAUUGUUCAUAAUGACCCUCAUACUUAUGUAUUCCCUGUGACCAUUUGCUUAGCUCAUGCUAAUAGUUGUUGUAAUCCGUUUAUAUAUUGCUUUACAAGACGGGCAUUGAGAGAGAAACUAAAACAAUGUUUGUCAAAUGUUGCACCUUGGUUUUUGACCCUGUCUCAGAAAGCUGGGAGCUGCUAUAAAUGCAUAGGCUACAUUAAAUAAUGUCGUUUCAUUUAGAAAAAAAAUAAUUGCCUGUCAUUU